Linum trigynum is the source of this 7080-nucleotide messenger RNA. Lineage: Eukaryota; Viridiplantae; Streptophyta; Magnoliopsida; Malpighiales; Linaceae. The record is from the annotation of a GenBank genome assembly.
UUACACUCGUAUUAUAAUCAAAUAUUACUCGAUCUAACUCAUUAUUCUUAUGAAUUAAAUAUGCUAAUAAUUGAAAUAGCCGCCGAACUAUGUUAUUUCUCUCUCCAAUACAAGCUAUAUGCUGUGUGGAUUUCGUGGCAAUGACGUUCGAAUGAGGCAAGCACUUUGGUGUCAAAGUUGAUGAACAAUAGCAAGUUGCCAAAUUGUAUAGAACAUAUGAAAUUGGAUUGACUGUCCAUUCCAUUGCCAUCAAUAUCUUGGACGGUUUUAGGCAGAAAUCAAGUUUCACAUAUCACGACUUAUUAUUAUAUAUGCAACCGUCGUCCUCUCAAGCGCAUCAAACCGGCACGCCGCCUUGGUUGAAGUAAUCUAACCCCUACUCCAUUAAAAAGCAACCAAAACAUCACAAAAAUAUAUGUGCCAAUCAUUCGCAUAGUUGAAAUUUUGUGAACUAGCCAUACACUCGCGACUGGUUCAAGGACAAAGAUAUUGGCUUUGAAAAACGAAAUUUUUGGUUCGAAUCGUUCGUACGGUUAUUUAUCGAGAAUAUUUGCACUCUUAAACAGUAACAAUUAAACUCAGUGUAUUGACUCAAUUGUCGUAACGGUUGAACAUACAAUUAUAGGAAUAAGAAUUUAUCCUGACUUCGAUAAAAGGAAUUUUUCAUCCUAUAAAAUUUGAAGUUGAGAUGUAAAAGCACCAACUGACACAUCAAUUAUAAUGUUCAAUAUAUUCAAGACCACAACCUCGCAAAUACGACAAGUGAAUUUUGAUGCUAACAAGGAAACAACACUAUAUCAUAUAAACUCUUCUUUUUUUAUACUCAUGCAAGUGCUACUCAAUCAUCAACCAAAUUCCGAACUUCAACUACGUGAACGAUUUUCAAACUUCAAUUUCUUUUUAUCAUGACAAAUCAAGCGUACAUAUAUACAACUUCGUUCUUGUUGUAAACUACACUAUAAAUUCACUCUAAAUCCAUAGUAAAACGUAAUAAUUUCCAUCUCAAAAUCGAAGAAUUAAGCCUUAGCAGAUCCACUCAAAAUCAAGUCUACCAGUAUUACCAAUACCACUGACUGUACGUUUUCCAGGUAAAAGCAAUAACCCAACUAAUUAAGAUAUCAUAUCUAUGAAGAUAAACUCGAAGGGGGUGAAUGAAUAUCUUUGCAUCUCCUUUUCCAUUCCUUCCCCCAUUAGCAGAAAGAAAAGAUUUGAGGGCUCUGCUUUUUUUUCCAUCCGAGUAAUAAUGGGAUGAUGCCUGCCGCUGUAGUUAGUCGGCACACUUUCGUUUGGCCGCUUUUGGAAAUUGGGUUUUCUCAUUAGUUCUCAUCAAAUCACAUCCCAUAAUUGCAAAAUUUGGACACAUCAGGCGAUAAGUACACCGGCAAGCAACGAUGUUUUUAACUUGUAAGUCAUUCCAAAAACGAUUAUUUGAUCGAGUUCGUCGCAAUAACUGAAGUUACUAUAUGUCUGUUACGAAAUUUGUAUAAUUUCUUUAUAUAUUUCUUUACAUGAAAGUAAUCCCACAAGUUCGAAGUUCGCAAUAACCACACUAUCUUACGUUUGAAUCAGGUGUUCGCAAUGGGGUUGCGAAGAUUUGUGAGCACAAAACAUAUUGAUUAAAGGCUCUAACUCCAUACCUAAAAUCAGCUCGUUUAAAUCAGUCGAGUUAUUAGAAGAGGUCCAGUUGUGCAAUUUGUACAAGCUUAAACUAGUAAACUCUGAAGUCCCAUUUGGAAGACAUCUUCAUUGUUUUCUCUCUUAGGCAUGACGCACUAAUGAUGCAAUCUUCUGUUGAUUGCCUAAUUCCAUCCUUCGCUAGCAAUCACAUCAUCGUUACGUUACCAAGCCAGUCAAGAAUUUGAACAGAUCGAACAGAAAAGCAGAAAAAUCAAGCUGUUGUAUUACCCUAAUACCCUUGACGAAGAGAUGGUGGAAAGAAAUGAAGCUUUCAGUUACUCGUCUCUUCCAUGAAGUUCCAAACUAGCAGGCCCCCUGUUUUUUGAGUUAUUGGGCCGAGAAAGGCCCACGACUUUACACUAUUGAAACGGGAGCUAAUAACUUCUACUGUAUACCACAUCGCUUAUUCUGACUGACAUGCUGCUUUUUAUAUUACUGAAGCGUGAGCUUAUUUGGCACGACCUUACUUGAACAGGAUCUGUUCUAUAGGCUCGUACCUCUGUGUCCUUUAGCACUAAGGAGACAGGAAUCCAAGUUUGGUGGAUGAACUAUGGCCACAUGAUCAGAGCGUGAUUAACGGCCGAGCCGAGAUUGUCUUUGGACGAUUGAUGCUGUAGAUGAUCGUUCUUGGCUGCUGAGGUGGCCUGGAUGGUCAUGUGUCUUUCUGACAGACUCCCAAUUCUUUUUGCUAGUUGGAACUUCCUUGGGCCUAAUGGAUAAUUUGGGCUGUGAACCCUUGUGGAAAGUAUGUAUUGGGUUUGGCUUUCACAUCUUUCAAAUUUAUAGCUGGAACAGGCCCAGAGAACAACAUCCAAUUACAUUUUGACCAUGGUCAAUACCAUACGAGCGGAUAAAAAUGGUGGGAAAAGGACUGAAUUUGUUUUGGAUUAAUAACACAUUUAAUAGAGCUUUCACUCUAGUUCGGUUUCAUGUUACGAGAAGAAUUGAUAAUAUAUACCUUAAUUUCUCUAGUUUCGAAUUCUAUCAUUAUGCUUAUUCACUUAAUUUUACAGUGCCACAAUCGAAAUGAAGUUUAAAAAAUGUAAUUAUAGGAAAAAAGUUCAGAAACGAAACAUUUCUCUAGUUUCGAAUUUUAUCAAAAUGCUUAUUCACUUAAUUUUACAGUGUCACAAUCGAAAUGAAGUUUAAAAAAUGUACUUAUAGGAAAAAAGUUCAGAAACGAAACAUGAACAUAUUCUAUCGAUCAGGACCAAUUUAGUUCGAAUAACAUUUCAUCCAGGACCUCAAAUUAGUAUUUGACGUACACCUAUAACAGAGCCUUCUCUAAUUCGAUUUUUACGUUACUAGUAGAAUUGAUAGCGUAAUGGGCACUAGUUAUGGUUACCGCCCAAAAUUAAUGAAAAUCCUAAGCCAGAAAACAACCCUUUAAUAACCUCGCAAGCAUGUCAAGGGAGAAUUGGUGGGCGAAAACCAAAGUCAAGUGAAGCUCUGAUCUUAACUGCGAUUGGGCCGACCUAGGGUUCAAAUCAGAGCCAGAAAACGAGUAUCAUUGACUUGUGAACGUCACAUUUAUUAUAUCAAGGAAGAGAAAUGUAAGCAUUUUCAAUAUUGUCUCCCAAAUGGGAUUAAUGCCAAGUAGAAUUCAUGUAUGUUUGAUAAGGGGAACAACAUUUGCUGUACUCCUCGUGGAAAGGCACAUGAAAGUCAAAUGGACAAGAGCUUUGCAAUUGGGUAGGGCUGGCCCUUCUUAUCGUUGAAUUUCCUUUGCCUCUGAUUGCUCCAUAAGUGGGUGGUCUCUGAACCACUGUUGUCAGGACGAAAAUGAGUCGGCUGAGAGCGGAACGAUUGAGUGACAAGUCUGAUCUCAAGGUAGCAAGGUUAAUUCGGGGUUGAUCAAGAAGAGUAAAACGAUUGGGUGGCAAGUUUGAUCUCAAGCCAGCGGGGUUAAUUCGGGGUUGAUCAAGAAGAGUAAAACGAUUGGGUGGCAAGUCUGAUCUCAAGCCAGCGGGGUUAAUUCGGGGUUGAUCAAGAAGAGUAAGUUUGUUAAAAAUAAUCAAAGCAAUAAGUCGAGUACUGUUUAGAUAUCUGAUAGUGAUGUUCGAUUUUCUUUUCCCUUUUGAAUUGGGGUUCGAAGAAAUAAUCAUAUGAGUUGUAUUUUUAGGUCCUAAAUUGCUAUUUGAGAGAUUCGAUCGAUCGUAUUAAGUCGGAUUUGACGAAGCUGCUCUGGACCUUGAAACAAAAAGGUGGUGUUCCUCAAGCAUGCAUUUUUGCUUCACUUUAUGAGCUCUUUUCUCCACCUGGAUCGCCAAUGUGGUAAGAGAUAUAGCGCCAUCAUGGUAUGUUACCACGUAUUGGCCUAACCUUAGCCAUGCGUGUUAAUCACACAAAAACUACAAAAAUCCAAUAAAAACAAUCUUAAAAGUGAUACUCAUUCCUCACAAUUAAUUUUCAUUUCAAUACCUACUCAAAAACAUUGCAAGAGAGUCAUGACUCAUGAGGGUGUGAAGACUAGAUUAUUAUUGAUAGAAAUAUAACUUACCACUUUGUAACCAAUAAUUUAUUGCUUCCGCCCCGUACUUUGAUUAUAAGAUUGAAGAUUUGAUCAUUAUCUAUAGAGAUAUCUCUCUGUAACCAAUUAUUUAUUGCUUAGCGCGAAAAUGAAGCGAGAAGCUUGUCACUGUUACCGCUCACGAAAUAUUCUCGGUAGACCAAUCGAAAAAGUUUGAGUACACAGUACACUAUGAUCCGUAGUUUGGAUCGCUACAGACAAGGGCUAUGGAAUGUAGACAAGUAGAUUUCUAACCUGUACAGCAGAUUACAGGAUAGGUGUGAUCUUUUAUGUAUGACUUUGGGUUAUAGUACUUAAAAUGUUUAAUCCAUAAGAAAAGUACUAGGCUGCAUUUAUUUACACCUAUGGGACAACCAAACUUCAAAACUCCAUUGUUAAUGAAUGAUUGAAUGUGGCUGGUACAGUAGUGGUACUGAUAAUCCCCACUUGUUUUGUGUUUCUCUUUAAUGCAUGCCCUAAGAGAUUAGAUGGGCACUUGCUAUAGUAUAGUCCACUUCCAAAAUAUCACCACCACCCCACAUAUAAAUUCACUUUACAAUUGACCUUAACACCUGUUGGGCUAGUUCAAUUCAAUUUGCCUACCAUCAAAAUCAUUGAUAUGAGUAGGCAAAAAAGAUAUUGUUUUAGUUUAAACCAAAUUAGGAACAUGAUUUUAGAGCUUCGAAUUUUAUUAAGAAAAUUAACCGAAAUAAUCCCCCACUUGAUCUGUGUUUCUGUUUAAUGCAUGAUGCCCUAGGAGAUUAGGACAGAUGGGCACUUGGCAUAGUAUAGACCACCACAUCCAAAAUAUCACCAAUUUACAAUAAAUUUGUUUAAAAUUUACCUUAACACUUGUUUGUCUGUAAGUGGUGAACUCGAAAUUCAAGUUUUUACUUAUGGGAGUGAUAAAAAAAAUCACAUAGGUUUGGAUAUUUAACAAUACAAUCAUAAAGCUUUCAGACAUGGGAAUCUCCUUCGAGUUUCGUUCAUUUUUCCAGUUCUAGCUAACCUAAAUGACUUGACGUUUCUACUACAAAAAUGGCUAAUUAGAAGGACCGGCAGCAGGCUCCUUUUUUGCCUCAAGACAUAUCAUGCAUGGCCUGAUAAUUAUCAGUCAGUGGAGGUAGCUAGCUAAGGUACACGUAUGCUCAAACUUUUUAAAAAAAAAAAUAAGUGCAAUGUCUGCAUACGCAAUUCUGGUGGAGUUAAUUAUCAUUAUUUGCAAGUACUCUAUUAUUCUAUAAUACAACUAACUAGUGACCUACAAAUUAUAAACCAGUGUUGUUCAAACUUCAAAGUAGGAAUGAUAACGUAUUGGGUCGGAGUGGAUGGUACACAUUCAUUAUCUUACACAAAAGAAGUUGGGUUUUACCCAUACAAUUUUUUUAUUUAAUACAAAUCGAGUAGAAUAUCAAAAUUAUAUACAUACUCGAUUGGUUUCGAGUAUCUACGUUUAUCAAUGAAUAAUAAUCUUUCUUCAUAAUUUCAACCGACAUGUUAACAAUUGCAAUUACACACCGAAAAACUACUACGCACAAAUUAAGCUAUUUAGCAUAUCGAACUGAAAUUACCCUAAAAAAACUUUUAAAAAAACCCGGAAUUCAAGAGUCCAUACGUAUCAAAAUAACUCAGUCAAAUUACGAGCAAAUUAUAACGAUACAAAUUCAAUCUUGAGCUAUCUCAAUCUCAAUCUCAAUCUCGUAGAUUCUUUCUCUCCUCCUCCUCUUUCUAAGAACCUUUGAACUCUUCCUCUUAUCAUGAGUCAUCCCAUCAAACUACCCAAAACAAACAAAAAGAAAACACUUCUAAUGUGAUCUAAAAUGAGUCAUAGUAGUGGAUGAAAACCAAAGUGCCAUAAUUGCACUCAACCUACCCUCCUAAAAACACAUUCAUGAGACCAUCCUCAACCGUCAUCCACCUCUACCCCAAUCAAUGCUUUCUUCCCUACCUUCUCCCCCAACCCAUUAUAUAUCCCCCCCAAUCUCCUUCAUUCAUUCCUCUCUUUCUUCUAAAUCUCAAACCAAAGACAACAAAAAUGAAGAUCUUCUGCUUCUUCCUCCUCCUCCUCAUCGUCACAACACUCUCCACCGCGGCCCGGCCCAACCCGGAGUCCAGCAACGACGGAGGAGCCGCAGCCGCAUCGGGCGGGUUCUUCGGGCCGGGUACCGGGAUCCCGGAGUUCGGCAAAGGGUACUGGGGGAAUGGGCCGGGUAUCGGAGGCGGGUACGGGUCCGGCUUCGGUGGGCCCAAGGGCGGGUACUCGAAGAGCGGCACAUACAGGCCGUCCGUGGUAUGCAAGGAGAAAGGCCCAUGUUUCAACAAGAAGCUCCGCUGCCCGGCCAAGUGCUUCUCCGCCUACGGCCGCUCCGGGAAAGGGUACGGCGGCGGUGGCGGCGGCGGAGGGUGCACCAUGGAUUGCAAGAAGAAGUGCGUGGCCUACUGUUGAGUGAGGUGGCCGCCGGGGAAGUAUAUUUUCCUGUACGGUGCCUGCCGCCGGGGUGACUGGCGGUUUGCUUAUUGUAAUCCCACACUGAUAUUAUGUGUAUGGAUGUUGAAGUAGUGUCUACUAAGGGGAUGAUCACACGAUAGUGAUAUGAUGAUAUGUGAUCUUCUUAUGUACGAAAUGAGAUUAUGAGAUUAUGGGAUGGUAUUCUCUCUUUCCUUUUUCUUAUUAUUAUGUACGAAAUGCCGCCAUAUCAUUGUACAAUUAGAAUCGCGCAAGAUCCUCAAUUAGACGGCGCUCACAGAAGCCAGGCAAGAUAGAAACAUCACUUUCGAAGUUGUUGCUUGUUACUGUAGCUUUUGUAAUAUAAGUCGGAUCAUUUGCAAAAUUGCAACUAGUAGAUAUCAGAUUAAGUUGGAUAACACCUGAUAAAUAAAAAUAGAAGUUUUCC